Messenger RNA from Tympanuchus pallidicinctus (lesser prairie-chicken), 972 nucleotides. Its product is annotated as GTPase IMAP family member 9-like. The transcript has 3 exons. The coding region runs from base 161 to 826 and encodes 221 amino acids. Gene Ontology annotation, molecular function: GTP binding. The record is from RefSeq and is a predicted model, not a curated record. NCBI's taxonomy places the organism in Eukaryota, Metazoa, Chordata, Aves, Galliformes, Phasianidae.
UCCCGACGCCGCCUCUAAAAGCGCUGCUGAGCUGCACAGCGCUUCCAGCCCCGGCGCUGCUGUGCGGGACGAGAGCAGCAACAGCACGAGUGCAGCAGUCAGAGCUGGGACACAGCGCAGCGCUGCUUUGGCUCCCCGUGUGAGUGUGAGCGCUCUCCCGAUGGCAGGACGUCACAGCACAGGGUCCCAGCUGGGCAUCAUCCUGGUGGGGAAGACAGGGAAUGGGAAGAGUGCGACAGGGAACACCAUCCUUGGGAGGAAGGCAUUUCAUUCUGCACUGUCAGCACAGUCAGUAACCCAGGAGUGCAAGGAAGCUGAAGGCCUCUUUGCUGGAAGACCUGUUGGUGUCGUUGACACUCCUGGGCUCUUUGACACAAAAGAAGGCAACCUGACAACCGUUGAAAAGAUUAAGAACGCCAUCCAGCGUCUCCCAGGUGUCCAUGCCAUCAUCCUGGUGAUGCAGCUGAGCCGAAUGACUAAGGAAGAGCAGGAAGUGGCUGAAUGGGUGGCCAAAAUUUUCCAUACUAAUGCCGAGAAGUACACAAUCCUGUUAUUCACCCGAGCGGAAGAGCUGGAGCAUCCAGAAGACCUGAAGGACUUCGUAGAAAACAGCCCAUACCUCAAGGGUUUGGCAAGGAAGUGUGGAAAUCGAUACAUUGGAUUCAACAACAGAGCCACCGGGGAGGCGAGGGAUCAGCAGGUUGCAGAUCUCAUCAGCAUGAUUGAUGUCAUGGUCGGGGGGAAUCGUGAUGCUCCGUGUUACACACGACUAAUGCUGGAGAAGGACACACGCACCUUCUUCCAGAAGUUUUGUACCAUCCUGUAGGCAGCGAGCGCUCGGUGUGGGAGGCGCCGUCUCCUCCGCCGUGCCGCCCCUGCUGUGCUCUGCAGACGCCGCUCUCCUUCCUCGCUCGCAGUUCCCAUCCUCACCCCCGCGCCCUUUGCUUUCCCCCGCCCCGUGUCACCGCUUUC